This is a messenger RNA of Penicillium atrosanguineum, 1455 nucleotides long. RefSeq names its product ribosomal lysine N-methyltransferase. The record is from RefSeq and is a predicted model, not a curated record. The transcript is spliced from 3 exons. Gene Ontology annotation, molecular function: protein binding; protein-lysine N-methyltransferase activity. Bases 1 to 1455 code for a protein of 484 amino acids. Gene Ontology annotation, biological process: peptidyl-lysine monomethylation. Gene Ontology annotation, cellular component: nucleus. NCBI's taxonomy places the organism in Eukaryota, Fungi, Ascomycota, Eurotiomycetes, Eurotiales, Aspergillaceae.
AUGUCCUCUUCGGCCCACUUCCCAGAUUCCCAAAGCUUCCAGCAACAGUCAAACGAAUUCGUCUUUUGGCUCGAAGCAAACCCAGGCGUCAAGGUCAAUCCGAAGAUCCUCCUCGCAGAUCUCAGAUCAAGCGGCGCAGGCCGAGGUGUCGUAGCCCGAUCUAAUAUAUCCGAGGGUGAAGAACUUUUCUCAAUCCCGCGCACCCUGAUCCUCGCCGUCCAAAAUUCCCAGCUGAAGACCCUGCUCCCUCAGGAUGUCGAAGCCCUCGGUCCUUGGCUUUCACUCAUGCUAGUCAUGAUCUAUGAAUAUCUACAAGGCAACCAGUCAAGAUGGACACCUUAUUUCCGUGUUCUACCUAGUCGUUUCGAUACGCUUAUGUUCUGGUCUCAGGCGGAGUUGGCGGAAUUGCAGGCUAGUGCCAUUGUUGACAAGAUCGGCAAGCAGAGCGCUGAUGAGUCUAUUCUCAGUUCUAUUGCGCCUAUCGUGAGGGCGAAUCCUAAUCUUUUCCCUCCUAUUAAUGGACUUUCCUCGUAUGAGGGCGAGAAUGGUACUGCGACGCUGCUUGAGCUAGCGCACGUGAUGGGGUCGCUUAUCAUGGCUUAUGCUUUUGAUAUUGAGAAGUCUGAGGACGAUGAUGAUGAGCCUGAGGAUGAGAACGAUGGUUAUAUGACCGAUGAUGAGGAGGAGCAGCUUUCUAAGGGCAUGGUCCCGCUGGCUGAUCUUCUCAAUGCGGAUGCGGACCGGAACAACGCCCGUCUCUAUCAGGAAGAAGAAUCUCUGGUCAUGAAAGCCAUCAAGCCCAUCCAGGAGGGUGAAGAAAUCUUCAACGACUACGGAGAAAUUCCUCGCGCAGAUCUGCUCCGCCGAUACGGCUACGUGACAGACAACUACGCCUCAUUUGAUGUGAUCGAGUUCUCUCUUGCGGACAUCUGCCAAGCGGCCGGUCUUCCCAAUAGCGACGUUGACUCUCAGCCCAGACUUCAGCUACUCGAAAAACACGACCUUCUUGAUGACGGCUGGGUGAUUCCCCGCCCAUCCCCCAACGACACAUUGGAGGACAUCCUCCCAAUGGAGCUCGUCGCCUUGCUCACCACGCUUUGUCAGUCUCCAGAAGAAUUUGAGCAGCGCCUCCUAAAGAACAAGCCUCCCAAGCCAUCUAUGGACACUCCUCAGGCUGGUCUUCUUUACAAGCUCCUCCAGGCUAAGCAGUCGCAUUACGCCACUUCUCUCGCUCACGACAUGCAGCUCCUGUCGAGUCUGACUCCCCCACAAGCCUCCGCCGAACUGGAAGGUUCAUCCAGGCGCCUCAAAAUGGCUCUCCAGGUCCGCAUUGGCGAGAAAGAAGUUCUUCAAGCUCUCCAGGGCAUGCUCAGCACUUCUGCCAGCAACGGGUCCUUGAAGCGUUCUGCCAAUGACGACCAUGACUCGAGACAGUCCAAGUCUGCGCGGGUCUAA